AUGAAGCGUUUUGUGCUGAGGUGCCCGAGAGGGCUGCACCUGCUGGGGCAUCCAGGGGGACCCGCAACAUCGGGUGGGUCGUACGCGUCGGGAGGAGACUUGUGUCGGGAGGGGAGGACCUUCCCCCGGAGGAGGUACCUCCAGGGGAUACACACGAAAGCCAUAAAGGAGGCUUCCCCCCCGGAAGGAGAAGUGGACGAUCGAGUGAUGAACCAGAAUAGUGAAACGAUAAUUCAACGAUAUAGGGAGUUUAUAGAGGCUAGACGGGGGGAGGGGAAGGGGAAUGUUGGUUGUUCCUCCAGACGAGAGAUGUACGAUCCUCUGGGGUGCCUUUCUGAGGUUGAACGGAAGGUUGAAUCAGAGGUUAGUACCGAAACGGUCACCCAAAUGGCCGCCGAAAGGGCCUUCGACAGGAUGAAGGAUACCGCCUCCCACAGGAUGAACCAAGCUGGCGCGGACAUGGUGGAGAAAAGCACCGGCAAAACCAGCGUCGAGGGCAUGGACCAAAAGUACGUAAUCCUGAAAAAGCAAAUAUCCAAAGAGUUCAUCCACCAAGUGUUUCUCCCCCACGUGGAAUCACAGAUUAUGUACCACCUGAAGACCUAUACACCCAACCAAAUCGUAAAUAUCUUUCACAUAUAUUCCUACCUGUACUACUACGACCAAAAGAAGGAAAUGGUGAACGCGCUGUUGGAUUAUUUGCAGUACCGACUAGACUGCUUCAGUGUGCACGAUGUUCUCCUGGUAUUGGAGCCCCUUUAUCUGCUAAAUCGAACGAACAACUUUAACAUUUACCGCCUAAUUAUUAACCACCUGGAGAGAAUAAAGGAGAAAAUGAAUCUGUACAACUACAUUGGUGUAUCCAGAGUGUUCACGAAGAUACUUAUCGACUUAACUUUUGAAGAGAAAGAAUUAAGAGGGAAAAAUAUUUUGUCACGUCUAUGGUACCAUUUGAAGCAGAGAAAAUUCAAGAAGGAUAUUCCUCCUGAGCAAAGGAAAAUUUCUCAUUGGGAUUUCCUUGUGGGAUUCAUGUCCCAUGUGGUUGAUCAUGUGGAGGGGCAACUUCGUCUCCUUUCCGCCAUCGAACUGACCGAUCUCCUCAGCGUCAUGGCAAACUACUCCUUCAGGAGUGGGCACUCCAAGUAUGAUGUGGCUCUCUUGGGGAGUGGGCAAGAGAGGGAAGUUAAGAGUGGAAGCGGAAUUGAGAGCGCCGAGUGUGGCGAGAACGAGCAGUCUACCCAAAAUGGAAACCAAAGUUUUCAACACACCCCUCUAAAGGUGCACGCCCUGAACAAUCAAAACGCCUUUCUCUUUAAGGAGAAUAUCGUAUCCUUCCUAAUUGUCAACGAACUUAAGUCUAAGUACCAGGAACUGAGCGCUCUCCACAAAAUAACUAACCUGCACAACCUAACCAAGCUUUUCAUAUACGAUGAGCAGUACCUUCAGAUGAUUGAAGAUGACCUGAGCAACUACCAUUACACAAGCAAUAUUCACCACAAGUAUCUAUCCCUUCUAGUGUGGUGCUUAUUCAAGUAUAGGAGGUUAGACAAGCACAUGUUUCAAUUGAAGCCUGUCGUCUUACACAAUGUGCAUUAUUUCGAUGCGAAGGAUCUUUCCAGGUUGUGUCAUGCCAUUCACGACGACAAACAAACCCUCAUCAACAUAGCGAAUAAUUUAACAAAUCAAAUUGAGAAGAUGCCCGUAAACGACUUUUUGUGUUACCUUUACGCUGUGGUUUGUCUGGAUUUGUUACCCUAUGCGCAGGGUGCAGCGUUAGCCAAGGACACUCACCAUGGAGAAGGAGAGGAUACUUCCAAGGAGAAGAACAACUCAAGAGAAAGGAGAAAUAUGUCUGUACAAAUGGAUAACCACACCCUGUCUGUCUUUAACAAAACCACCAUUCUACAAAAAUGCACCAAGUACAUAAACGAAAAAAAAAAAAGUUUAGGAAAAAACGAAAUCACCAAAAUCGUUCUUUUGUUGAAAAGGAAGAAAGGGGACAAGUACUUAUACGUGUUGGACUUGCUCCCGGAGGAAUGGAAAGGGAUCCUCCACUUAAUUAAUUGA
Messenger RNA from Plasmodium knowlesi strain H, 2067 nucleotides. Its product is annotated as conserved protein, unknown function. The record is from RefSeq and is a predicted model, not a curated record. Bases 1 to 2067 code for a protein of 688 amino acids. The transcript has a single exon. NCBI's taxonomy places the organism in Eukaryota, Apicomplexa, Aconoidasida, Haemosporida, Plasmodiidae.